Alosa sapidissima (American shad) is the source of this 2681-nucleotide messenger RNA. RefSeq lists its product as uncharacterized. The transcript has 2 exons. Bases 201 to 2225 code for a protein of 674 amino acids. The record is from RefSeq and is a predicted model, not a curated record. Lineage: Eukaryota; Metazoa; Chordata; Actinopteri; Clupeiformes; Clupeidae. Gene Ontology annotation, molecular function: ubiquitin-protein transferase activity.
AGAGGCCACGUCAUAUCAUUAUUUUUCUCACCUUGUUAUCUCGAGAUAUCAAAAUAAUUAAAUCGUGAUAUCGGGAAAACAACACAAUUAAUUCGUGAUCACGGGAAAACGAACAAGAAAACGUCACGCCCCUUUGCUUGAUGAAGAGAGUACAUUUAAGAAGAUCAAUAGUGUGAAGAAGUGAUAGUUUAUAGUGUAAAAUGGAGUUUUAUGAAGCUUUGAGAGAGAGGGGGGUAGCAGAGGAGAACAUCACCAGGAUGAUAGAGGACAAGGUGGACCAUGACGUUAUGGCUGUAAUAGAUGAUGACACCUUGUCCAGGUAUAUACCUCAUCUGGGAGACAGAGUGUUUGCCAGGAACUGGACCAAUGGCGAAUGCCAUGAAGACAGGAGGAGAAUUCUCAUUGAUCGUCUUCGGUCGAAAAUGAAACUGCCCUGCAGUGGCCCAGCACCAACAGCCACGCAAACCCAUUCUCGCAAAAGUUUUGGCGUUGGGAACAAGAAUGCGGAAAAAAAUACAAGAAAGAUAGAAGUAGGGUGGAUGAAUUAUCAUAAUGGUGUUUUAAAACAAGUUAGACGUCCAACUGGAGGUGGCACAAGAGAGGUUAUAGUGAGGAAAGAUGAAACAAUGAAAAACAUCCUUGAGGAUGGAAAGAGAAUGUUUUUCCCGAAUGGAAAAUCCACGAAAGGGCAAGUGGAUGACUUUGAGUUUACACUCUGUGUCAUGGGUUCAGAGGUGCCUUUAGAAGACACACUGUCUAUAGCAAGUCUAUAUGAUCUGACUCGGCACAAAAUACUUAGAUUGUAUGUCUGCACUAAGAAAAAGAAUUCAGAAACUAAUUUCAAUGACACACCUCGACAGGACAGUUCACUUGUGGAGAACACUUGCAUUACCCUCCAGAGUUCUUCAAGCUUCCCCGAUUGCCAGAUAUCUCUCCAUAGCCCUGUAAUGCCUGUUGUGCCUCAUGAAAUGGCACAGCUCAUGUCUACCUCCAGCCCUGUUAUGUCUACAUGUGCAGCUGUCAUUCCACAUUCAAAUGAGGAUGAUGAAGUUCAGUUUCUUGGUGAUUCUGUGGUGAUCCUGUGUGAUGACGCUAGUGACACUCUAGUCUAUACCCCAGAAGUUCCCCCUCAGCUUCUAUUUGAAAAUUUGCUAACAGAUAGUGAUGUUAGUCCGAUGUGUGAUGACUCCAGCUCCUCUUUCUAUGAAAACCCUGAAAAUGUUGCAGAGAGGCAGACCCUCACUAUUCGUUCAGCCCACUGCAUGUCAGAUUUGAUUAAGGCUUUUUCUGACCCCAACAUCCUGGAUGCUAAUGUAUCUUUUCAGCGGGUUCUGGAAAAUGGUGACAUUGAAAACGGGGUGGGCAAUGGACUCAACAUGGACUGUCUUACUGAAUUCUGGGGUAAAUUUUACUUAUCGAGGACCUGUGGCACCACAUUCAAGGUGCCUACCUUACACCAUACGUAUAAAGAAAGAGAAUGGGAGGCAGUGGCUCGAAUUGUUGCCUUUGGUUGGCAGAAGUACAAGUAUCUUCCUAUCGAGCUGGCACCACCAUUUCUACUAGAGGCCUUCUCCAUACCCACCUCUACAUGCAGCUUGAUGGAAGCGUUCUUCAACUACAUCAGCCCCAGUGAAAAAGAUGCCCUCACAGAGGCUUUAAAUGAUUUCCACCAAGCCGACUUAGAUGAGCUGUUAACAAUACUUGGCAGUCACAGCUGCACAUCUCUACCUACAGAGCUGAAUUUGGCCAAACUUCUUGAUGAAAUUGCACACAAGGAACUUGUGCAAGAACCGGCAUUCAUUAUCAAGUGUUGGAAGCCAAUCUUGAAAAGUAUUACCGAAAGAGACUCUUUGACAACUGAGGUUAUGGCAAAGACCCUCGUUGAUUUGAAGCCUAAGGCCAGGAAUGUGACCAAAUGCACCAACUUCCCGAGAGAAAUGUCACAUGCAGAGAGGACAACGUCUCUGCAUCUUCUUCGCUUCAUUCGUGAGAUGAAUGAUCCAGAGAUUGGACUCUUUCUAAGGUAUUGCACUGGUUCUGACCUUUUCCUAGGAAAAAUGAUUCAGGUGACUUUUGUAAACAUGCCUGAUUUUGCAAGGCGUCCAGUGGCACACACAUGCUCUUGUGCCCUGGAGUUGGCUUCAAACUACACCACUUUUUCUGAAUUUAGAUCAGAAUUCUUGGCUGUAUUGAAAAGUGGAAUAUGGGUAAUGGAUAUGGCCUAAAAUUAUUUCAUUUUAGACACGUAAUGCAUACAGGAUCCAGGCUCCAUUUCGAAUACAGUAUGUGACGUGUCAUCUGAUUGGUCAUUGGCUUUUUAUAAAUAUGAGACACUUGGAGCUUUGUUGAAGCCCAGUAUUAAUAGGUUCUUUUGAUAUUAUCCCAAUCUGUGUGUUUUGCAAUGUAGUGUCUUAUUUUUGUCUUGGAGUUGUGAAAAUGAUUGAAAUGUAUUUCCAUCAAAUAAUUGACUAAUUAUUAUUAUCCCAUUUUCAGUCCAUAUUCUGUAAAAGAUAUCCACCAUAGACUGAAGAAACUGUUUCCUAGUAUGGGUAUGCCCCAUGAAAAGCUACAGGUCCCUCUAGUUUUGGGCAGUGUUCCACUCCUUUUGUGUGUGUUUGACUCAUGUUUUAUGUCAAUGACUAUGUCAAUGUUUUAAUGAAAUCCUGUUCUGUUCGAUAGAU